GCGCGCCUGCGCAGUGGGCCGCAGAGCCGCCAUGCCGGAGCCGCGCGCUGCGUCGCCGCUGCGGGUGAACUCGGCGUUCGCCGCGCGGUACGGCCGCUACCGGGAGCGCGAGGAGCUGCAGCGCCUGAAGGAUCGCUACGGGGACCGGGACAGCGGCGACGACUCCAGCUCCGAGUCUGACUCAAGCGACGAGCGCGUGGAAUUUGACCCCCAGCAAGAGCGUGACUUUUACAGGACACUCUCCUUGUUGAAGAAGAAGGAUCCCCGAAUUUAUCAGAAAGAUGCCACCUUCUAUCAGAGAACAGCGUCCUCAUCAGAGAGCGAGGAGGAGCCAGCAGCCUCGGAGACCCGGAAGAGAGCGCGGCCCAUGUACUUGAAGGACUACGAGAGGAAGGUCAUCCUGGAGAAGGAAGGCAAAUAUGUUGACGAGGAGAACUCCGACUCGGAGACUUCUGAUCAGAGAUUCCAGCAAACCUCGUCUCAGAGUUACGUGGAAGAACAGAAACAGCUUAAGGAUGGCUUCCGGGCCUUCGUGGAGGACAGUGAGGAUGAGGACAGCGCUGGGGAGGGUGGCUCCGGGCUGCUGCAGAAACGUGCUAAAACCAGGGAGGAGAAGGCGCAGGAGGAAGCUGACUACAUGGAGUGGCUGAAGGGCCACAAAGAGCUUCAGAACCCUGAGUCCUUGGAGGAACUGACCCAUCUCAAGGAAUACUGGAACGACCCAGAGCUGGAGGAGGGGGAGCGAUUCCUGCGGGAUUAUAUCCUCAACAAACGCUACGAGGAGGAGGGAGAUGACGAGGAGGAGGAGGAAGAUGAGGAAGAGGAGGAGGAGAAAGGGGACGCCCGCGUCCAGCUGGCUGUGGACGACUCCUCGGACGAGGGGGAGCUGUUCCUGAAGAAGCAGGAGGACUUUGAGCACAAGUACAACUUCCGCUUCGAGGAGCCCGACUCGGCCUCGGUCAAGACCUACCCGCGCAGCAUCGCGUCCUCCGUGCGCCGCAAGGACGAGCGCAGGAAGGAGAAGAGGGAGCUGACCCGGGAGCGGAAGAAGAGGGAGAAAGCGAAGAAGCGGGAGGAGCUGAAGCAGCUGAAGAACCUGAAGGGGAAGGAGAUCUUGGCCAAGCUGGAGAAGCUGCGCAAGGUCACGGGCAACGACACGCUGGGCUUCGAGGAGGGGGACCUCGAGGACGACUUUGACCCUGCCCGGCACGACCAGCUCAUGCAGAAAUGCUUCGGGGACGAGUACUACGGCGCCGCGGAGGAGGAGAAGCCGCAGUUCGAGGAAGAGGAAGGGCUUGAAGAUGACUGGAACUGGGACACGUGGGACGGGCCAGACCAAGAUGGAGCCUGGAGCCGGCAGGAGCCGCACUGCGAGGACCCCGACUUCAAUAUGGACGCUGACUACGACCCCAGCCAGCAGCGGAAGAAGAAGCGCGAGGCCCCCUCCCUGGGCAAGAAGAAGCGCAAGUCGCCCUUCGCCACGGCCGUGGGGCAGGAAAAGCCGGUGUUUGACCCAGGGGACAAGACGUUCGAGGAGUACCUGGAUGAGUAUUACCGGCUGGACUACGAGGACAUCAUUGACGACCUGCCCUGUCGCUUCAAGUACCGCACUGUGGUGCCCUGCGACUUCGGGCUCAGCACCGAGGAGAUUCUCGCUGCGGACGACAAGGAACUGAACCGGUGGUGCUCCCUGAAGAAGACCUGCAUGUACAGGUCAGAGCAGGAGGAGCUGCAGGACAAGAGGGCGUACAGCCAGAAGGCCCAGAACUCCUGGAAAAAGCAGCAGAUCUUCAAGUCCCUCUGCCCAGAGACAGAGACGCCCACAGAGGCCACAGGGAAGCCACAGAGAGACAAGGCUGUCCCUCGGGAGCAGCUGCCGGUGUCUGAUGGGGCCUGCGGGAAGCGGCCCCGGCCCGAGAGCCCCCCAGCACAGGAAGAGGAGGCCCCCGUGUCACCCACCCAGAAGCCAGCCCCCCAAAGGCGGAAGAGGGGCAAGAAGGCACGGCUGCUGGGCCCCACGGUGACGCUCAGUGGGCGCGAGUUCAGCCGCCAGAGACUGCAGGCCUUCGGGCUCAACCCCAGACGGCUGCACUUCCGCCAGCUGGGCCGGCAGCAGAGGAAGCAGCAGAGGCCCAAGGGUGGCUCCUGAGCACCAGGGCCCCCGGCUCCUCCUUGCAAAUCAAGCCCCGGGACGGAUCCCCUUCCUAGCGAUGAAGACCGUCUGCCAUGUAGAACCUCACGUCUACCUUGGGCAAGCCAGUCAGCCCAUCCUACAGAUGUGGAAACUGAGGCCUACUUCACAAACUUACCCAAGCAACUUGGAAACCUCACCUUGAGACACCUCCUGGACCCCAUGUCCCCUCAGAAUGCUGAGUCCAGCCACAGUCACGUUCAAGUCAAACAGCUUUAUUAGCCCCCGGUAGCCACAGUUCCCCUACGACAGGGGCUUUGGACCAGCCAGGGGCCCGGGCGGUCCAGUGCAAACUACAGUACUUGAGUCAGGCCCUGAGUGGGUGCCAGGGGUCCGCCCUCCCUCUCUGCCCUGCCAGGAGGGCCUGGCUGCUGGGAGGCAGGGGCACAGGCGCUGUCCCUGGCUGAAUGGCCCCAGCCCGGUGGUCUCCUAGACGACUGGUUGCAGCUGGGCUUGUUGGGGGCCGAGAAGAGGAAAUCCCACCACUGCCAGAGUUUGAGUGCCCACACCCACCAUGACAUAAAUAAAAAAAUAAAUAGUGAUGCAUCUUUC
Microcebus murinus (gray mouse lemur) is the source of this 2743-nucleotide messenger RNA. It is a transcript of the gene KRI1, whose product is annotated as KRI1 homolog. Gene Ontology annotation, cellular component: 90S preribosome; nucleolus. The record is from RefSeq and is a predicted model, not a curated record. Gene Ontology annotation, biological process: endonucleolytic cleavage in ITS1 to separate SSU-rRNA from 5.8S rRNA and LSU-rRNA from tricistronic rRNA transcript (SSU-rRNA, 5.8S rRNA, LSU-rRNA). Lineage: Eukaryota; Metazoa; Chordata; Mammalia; Primates; Cheirogaleidae.